Messenger RNA from Aureobasidium melanogenum CBS 110374, 150 nucleotides. RefSeq lists its product as uncharacterized. The record is from RefSeq and is a predicted model, not a curated record. Lineage: Eukaryota; Fungi; Ascomycota; Dothideomycetes; Dothideales; Saccotheciaceae. Bases 1 to 150 code for a protein of 49 amino acids. The transcript has 2 exons.
AUGCCAGACGUUCUCAAAUGCCCAAAAUGCGACGCCAACGCCGACGUCACCAAAGAUGGAAAGUGGGCGCAUUGUGCUUCUUGUAACAACAUCUUCCAACCUAGCGAAAGUCCUGAUGUCAAGGAGGGUGACAAGGAAGAGUCGAAGUGA